AUGAGGAUAGUUCCGUCGAGUUCAACAGGUUUAGAGGUGGUUGGGGAGCACAGGCUGUUCUGGGAAUAUGGUUCUCCUCUUUUUGUCUAUGAUGCCGACCACAUCAAGUCCCAGGCUCUCAACCUCACCCAAGCAGCUCAUGGCUUUCAUAUCAGCUAUGCUAUCAAAGCUAACAGCAACAAAUUCAUCCUCAAUAUUCUCAAAAACAACAAGGUCGAGUGUGUAGACGUUGUCUCUCCAGGAGAAAUUUAUAAGGCUCUUGCUAAUGGGUAUGCAGGACAUCAAAUCCUGUAUACUGAGAAUUUCAUUUCAGAGGAGGAAAUGGACUAUGCAUUAAGCGCAAAUGUGAUAAUGAACAUCGGGGCGCUGGAUACUUUGAACAGCAAAUUUGGAAUAUAUGCUAGUGAGCUCGAUGAUGUUGCCAGAAUAGCAUCAGACCACAACAUCAAAAUUAUCGGCCUCCAUCAGCAUAUUGGCUCCAAUCUCAAAAAACAUGAUCAAGAAGUUUUUCUCAAUACCACCGAAUACAUCUUCAAACUCCUCCAGAAGUUCCCAGAUGCCACCAAGGUCAACAUUGGAGGAGGGCUUGGAAUCAAGUAUCAAUCCAAUGACGAAUUGCUCGAUGUUAAAGACCUCUAUGACCAAGUCAAGAAAUAUAGGGAUCAAUACUCCACUGCCCUUUCAAGAGAAAUUCAGCUCUGGAUUUAG
This is a messenger RNA of Penaeus chinensis, 708 nucleotides long. RefSeq names its product diaminopimelate decarboxylase-like. The transcript is spliced from 3 exons. The record is from RefSeq and is a predicted model, not a curated record. The coding region runs from base 1 to 708 and encodes 235 amino acids. NCBI's taxonomy places the organism in Eukaryota, Metazoa, Arthropoda, Malacostraca, Decapoda, Penaeidae. Gene Ontology annotation, molecular function: diaminopimelate decarboxylase activity.